Molecule: messenger RNA, 255 nt
Organism: Polychytrium aggregatum
Lineage: Eukaryota; Fungi; Chytridiomycota; Chytridiomycetes; Polychytriales
Exons: 3
Coding region: 1-255 (84 amino acids)
Source: RefSeq, a predicted model, not a curated record
AUGUUCAAGGCUGCCUCCGACGCCUUCAGCCAGAUUCUGAGAGAAGCUUUCCCCAAGGCCAUUAUUUCCGUCAACCCCGUCCCGCCUCGCAAGGGUGCCUUUGAGGUCACCCUCAACGUCGGCAGCGAGGAGGAUGACAUAGUGGUCUACUCUGGCCUCAACCAGAGAAUGGGAAAGUUCCCCAGCAGCGAAGCGACGUUUGCGGCAGUCGAUCAAGGGCUCAUGAAGGCUUACAGAUCAAAGGCAGACCAAUAA